AUGUCUCUACCAUGUACUAUCGAAACAUGUAAAUGUAAAUCACGAGCAUUAUGCCAUUGUUGCAACACGAAUCUUUGUGCUGAUCAUUUGAAAGUACAUAUUGAUUUAAUAAAUUCACAAAUGAAUCCUCUUGUUGACGAAAUAAAUACUCUUGAUAAUCAAUUGUCGUUAUUAAAUGUUGAUGAAGUUAUUGAUAAAUGUCGUCAAAAAUUGGAUAAAUGGCGUCAUGAAUGUCAUGCUACAGUUGAUCGUUUUUAUGAAGAAAAAUGUCAAGAACUUCAACAACGUUGUGUUGAAAAAGCUGGUGAAAAACGAAAAAAAAUUCAUCAAUUAAAAUUAAAAACAAAUGAACUUAUUCGAGAACAAGAAGCUACAAAUGACGACAUUUCUUCAUUGAAAGCAACUAUUAAUGAUAUGAAACGUGACGUUAAUCAAUAUGAAGAGAAUGGCAUUGCAGUCGAUGUCGAUCCUUUAAUUAUUAAUCAAAAUUUAAUUUCUAUUGAACAAUCGACAUCGAAUGAACUUGAUAUAUCAACUCUUUCGUCACCUUAUCGAACAAUUGCUUGUUCCAAAGAUAAUUGGCCUACCAUGACUAGCAACGAUCAUUUUUUGUUAAUAGAUCAAUAUCCAAAUUUAUGUUUAUAUGAUAAACAAUUGACUCUUUUAAAAGAAUAUCCAUGGGAAUAUGAUUCCAUUCCUGAUAUGUGUUGGUCAUCGGCAUUAAACAGUUUUAUUAUCAUAACUGAAAAAAAUGGAGUCUUUCUGAUGAAUGAAAAUCUAACAUUACUUGAAUGUAUUCAAACGAUCGAAAAGAAACAAUGGUUGUCUUGUACAUGUUCAGAUUCAACUUUAUUUUUAACGACGAAUGAAUUCGGCUCUAAUAUUUUUCAAUUCAAUCUUUUACUGUCAUUUCAUUUGAUGAAACAGUGGAAAUCUCCUCAAAGUUGUAACUCCGACGAGCUCAUCAGUAAUAUUGCUUAUAACAAUGAAACACUUGCUUUAAUAAUAGAAAACAGAACCAACAACAAAAAGCGCAUAGAACUUCGAUCUUCAUCAACAUUCGAUCAACUCUGGUCAACCACGUUUGAUGCAUCAUAUCAUUAUGGACGCUGGGUAAAUCGUGUUUGUGUACUCAAAUAUAACGAAUGGCUUGUAAUCGAUCACAAAACUUCACAUCUUUUACAUGUUAGUAAAGAUGGACAAGUAAAGGCAAAGCGUUCAUACGAACCAACAGUUAACAAUGCUGUUGUAUUUGGUACAAAUAUAUUAGCUUUGAAAACGGCAGAUAACGUUAAUUGUUACAGAAUAUAA
Molecule: messenger RNA, 1311 nt
Organism: Rotaria socialis
Lineage: Eukaryota; Metazoa; Rotifera; Eurotatoria; Philodinida; Philodinidae
Source: the annotation of a GenBank genome assembly